Molecule: messenger RNA, 1071 nt
Organism: Gongylonema pulchrum
Lineage: Eukaryota; Metazoa; Nematoda; Chromadorea; Rhabditida; Gongylonematidae
Source: the annotation of a GenBank genome assembly
UUGGUUCUUUCAUGUUUCAGUAGUGAAAAAGAAAGCAAAACGGCAGUGACAACAGCGACGACAAGCAAUGGCAAAAAUGGGGAAGCAGCAAAAUUAAAGAAAUCGAAUACCGUCGAUGGCGGUGGCGGUAGUGGUGGCGGUAUUCCAAUGGAAUCUUCCAAAAAUGGCAAUGAGUCGGAGCAGGCGGCAACUGCUAAGGCGCCGACGACCCUUGCGAAAUUGCUUGGCAAUGGAAAUGUGGUUAGGGGAAAUGUCUGUAUCGGCCAGACCGUUUUCGUUCCUCCAGCUCCGGACGCUAAAUUGAUGUUUGAGCAAAGGAAAAGGAACCAUUUGUACAAUGGCGCCGCGCCGAUUUCUCCGAGUGCCGGAAGCGAAAGCGCUUAUGGUGAUGAUGAAAUGGAGAAUGAACAGGAAGAAGUGCUGGGAAGCGACGACGAAGAACAGGAAGAUCCAAAGGAUUAUCGCAAGGGUGGCUAUCAUCCAGUUGCGAUCGGUGAUGUUUUCAACGGCCGCUACCACGUAAUUCGCAAGAUGGGCUGGGGCCACUUCUCCACCGUUUGGCUUUGCUGGGAUACGGUCCAGACGCGUUUUGUUGCUAUGAAAAUUCUGUUGGUAGCGGUACGUAAUUCGGACGAUAGUGAUGCUUUUCGUGAACGAGUGGUGCAGCUUCUCGAUGAAUUCUCGGUCACUGGUGUAAAUGGCACACAUAUCUGCAUGGUUUUCGAGGUUCUUGGAUGUAAUCUGCUGAAACUGAUCAUCCGAAGCAACUAUCAGGGCUUGCCACUGGAACAGGUGCGCACCAUUACCAGGCAGGUGCUCGAAGGAUUGCAGUAUCUCCAUGAGAAGUGCCACAUCAUUCACACCGAUAUUAAGCCCGAGAAUGUUCUUGUCACUUUGACGCACGAUCAAGUCCGCCGGGUCAGUCUGCACGUUUUGAUUUCGAUCACUCAAUGUGAGAAUCCUAAAAUACAAAAUUUUGUUGAUUUUUUUAAAAGUGGAAUGGUUUUUUCUCAUUUAACAUUAUUUUGUAUCUGUAGAUUUCCAGUGUUCAAUCUUUCAGAUCGCUGCUGA